CCAAACCAGUUUCAUCACUCUCUCUCGCCUCGAUCCUAUAACCCAUCUUCGUUUGAAUCAAGAACAAAGUCUCCUCAUUCUCACUCUCUUACUCUGGGGGACACCAUUUUUGUUUUAUUUUUAUUUCCUUUCGUUUUUCUCUUUUGCGCCAUCACUCCCUUCUCUUGUGUGAACACAGUUCAGGCUUCACUUUUCUUAAUUUGUUUGGUUCUUCAUUAUAGCAUUUCCCUUAUGGUUCAGAAGUACUUGUUGCACGAGCUACUUCAGGAGGAUCAAGAGCCCUUUCUUCUAAACAAGUACAUUUCCGAUAGGCGAAGCCAGAUGAAACGGCCUUCCUCCAAUACCUCUUUGCAAGUCAAGAAACACAAAUCAACCAAUCCAACCCCAAGCUUCCCGGGGAAUUUCUGCAAAAGUGCUUGUCUUUUUUCCCUCACAGACACCCCAGAUUUCAGAAAAUCUCCACUCUUCGAAUUCGCUUCCGCAGCAAAAAGCCCUUGCAAAUCCCCCAACGCUAUCUUCCUUCACAUCCCUUCCCGAACCGCGUCUCUGCUUCUGGAAGCCGCUGUCAGGAUCCAGAAACACUCCUCACCCGCUUCACGGCCCAAAAUUAAAGCCCAAUCCUUCGGUCUCUUCGGUUCCCUCUACAAGAGACUCACGCAACGGGGCCAGAAGAAGCGCGAGAUAGAGGGUGCUGGAAGCGUCAAGGUUUCGGUUAAGGACAUUCUGAAGUGGGAUUCCUCUGUUGGGCGAAAAAAAGGUUCCAACAAGAAAGAGGAUGAAGAAACUGUGAAUGUGAAUGCGAAUGCGUGUGAAGUGGGGUUUGUGUGUUCUUACAAUGGUAGAACUAGUAGUGCUGUUUGGUCAGAGACCAACGCGGAUAAAUCCCUCAACAUGGAAACGUCUAGUAGCGGCUACUCCGACGAGAUUCACUUCAUAACCAAUUACACAAACUCCACCUGCUUCUGCGAAAGUCCGUUCCGUUUUGUUCUUCAAACUAGUUCUCCCUCCGACGGCCGCCACACGCCGGAGCUUACCUCGCCAAGUCGCCACGCGACUGAGGAGAAAGAAAGUAACGAAGGCGAGAGUGUGAAGAAGUUCGAAUCAGGGGAAGAAGAGGAGGAAGACAAAGAACAGUGCAGUCCAGUGUGUGUGUUAGACCCACCGUUCGAGGACGAUGACGAAGGGCAUGGGAACGGUGAUGAAGGAGAGGAGGGUGGUUUUGAUUCGGAGUGCAGCUAUGCGAUUGUACAGAGAGCCAAGCAGCAGUUAUUGUACAAGCUUCGUAGAUUUGAGAAACUGGCAGAGUUGGAUCCGGUAGAACUUGAGAGAAGAAUGCACGAUGAAGAAGACGAGGAGGAGGAUGAAUCAUUUAUGAAGGAAACAUUACGUAAAGAAAAUGCCAGUAGAGAGGUGAUUUUGAAAGGUCUGUGGCAGUCAAGGGUGUAUGACAGACAGCAAAUCCCAGAUGAGUUUAAGAAGCUGGUAUCUGAUCUGAUAAUGGAAGAAGAGAGAGCACUCGAUGAGUUGGAAGACAGGGAUAUGGUGAUAACAAGGAUAUGCAAGAGGUUGGAGUUGUGGAAAGAAGUGGAGUCGAAUACAAUUGAUAUGAUGAUAGAAGAUGACUUCUCUAGGGAGGAUGGUGGGUGGAAGAAAAAUGUGGAGCAGAUAAGAAAUAUGGCUGGGGAGCUUGAGUGUGCUAUCUUCGGCUUUCUGCUGGAGGAAUUUUCAGAGGAACUAGUAUGCUAAUUGGGGGGAAAACUUAGUAUGAAUGAUUUAUCUUUAUUCUUUAGAGUACAGUCUGACUUGCAUGUAUUGGGUAUGAUAGGCUAGUAAUUGAAAAGGAAGAAAAAAAAAAGUAACCCAUAAAGAUAAUCAGGGUAUAUAUGUACAUGACUCAUGUUCGUAGCUGGUUGUGGGGAUGCUGUAAGUCACCUUUCUUAAUUUAAUAAUAUAGUCUCUUACAAUGACACUUUGUUUUUGGUGUUUUAGUUCAAUGAAGAAGGGAUAAACCUAAUGCGGUUUUAGAUGAUAAAUGAGACUUGAUAGGGAGUUUCCUUUUGUUUUCACCGGAACAAAACAUGUCACGAAAAUUUGUUUGUAUGUUUGGGGAAGGAAUAUUUGAGUUGGGAGCAGUGAGGGUGAGUUAUGUGCAGGGGAUGGAAUAUUAUAAUUCGGUGAUCUUUGUCUAGGAAGGAGGAAUUUGACAGCGACUUAUCAGUUUAAUCUCAUGUUGUUUUCUUUUCCAAGGUUCCUUUUAUUAUUUAAUGGAUAAACAACUUGUCUAAUUUGCAUCUUGCUUUCUGCCUUUUCCUUUUUUUCUAAUCACUCCAGGUGGCAUCUCUGCUUAUGCUUUUCUGCUGCCACUCAUCGAUCACCAUCAUUUGGAACCUUCAAAUUAGUGUUUAUCCUAGGGAACGCCACUUUUUCAAUUCGAACACUGUUGGUCAAACACGUCAUCGUCAUAAUGUCAAUAGUCAUGAACAAUUUAAACGAAAACGAUUUUCUUUUUCAAAAGAAAUAUUUUAAUGUAUCUACAGUGAUU
This is a messenger RNA of Vigna umbellata (rice bean), 2542 nucleotides long. RefSeq lists its product as uncharacterized. The record is from RefSeq and is a predicted model, not a curated record. NCBI's taxonomy places the organism in Eukaryota, Viridiplantae, Streptophyta, Magnoliopsida, Fabales, Fabaceae.